Adineta ricciae is the source of this 6474-nucleotide messenger RNA. Lineage: Eukaryota; Metazoa; Rotifera; Eurotatoria; Adinetida; Adinetidae. The record is from the annotation of a GenBank genome assembly.
AUGGGCUAUUACUCACCAGUAUUAAUUCUUGUCGUUCAUCUCAGCAUUGCAUCGGGAUGUGCUUUCGAUUCGAUAGCAAUACUUUUGACAAAUAAACAAGUCAAAAAUAUUCUUUUAGUUAAAUCCGUUGUGUACAACUCUCUAAAGUUCACUGUUGUAAACCAUCUAAAUGAAGAACUGAAGUGCUGUACAGUUCGUAAAUUACUAAUUCAUUUCACCACUGCACUUAUCCACUUUUUCGAAUCCCUACCAUCAUUCGAACUAGAUUCGACGAGAUUCAGAUUGUUGGAGACUCGUGAUCUUCUUAAUUGUCUACGUGAAACAGCUUCGAUUAAUAACGAAUUGACACGAUUGUUUUGUCGACGACUCAAACGAUUGAUGGAUUACAACGAAUCGCUUUCACGCGGCGUUUGGAUUGAGCUGUACGACGAUAUCUUUCAUAUAUUGAAAAAAUCAAAUAGUGAUGAACACACAGUUAACAACCGCGAACGAAUUAAUGAAGUGAUGCGCUUCGAAAAAGCGUUAGAAGAACGUGAAUUAAAUACUCAGCAAGCGUUAGGAAAUCGAAAGAAUUUGAAACAGUUUCUACACGAAAAUCAGACGUUCUUCAUUAAAUACCUCGAGAAAUGUGUUUCGCUUCAUUCCAAAAUCCAGGUUCAAGGUUUGGUAGACAAUAUUGACGACUCCUUUCUCAAAACUUACUCCAUCACCUCGGAAAUUCGUCACAACUUAAACGUGAAGCUAAAAUACGUUACAAUUGAUUUCGACUGUUCGGAUAAAUUAUUUAAACCAUUAAAGAUUCCAUUAACUACAGACGAUGGAACGUACAACAGGGUCGGCACUAGUCUCGCUACGUUCUUACCUUCAGUGAAAGACACAAACAUAGACCCAGAAGAUUACCAAGUGGAAACAAUUACCAAUGUGCUUGAAUACAAUCGAUGGAUUGUGAUAUUGGGUGAUCCAGGCGGUGCGAAAACAACGCUCCUUCGAUGGAUUACACGUAUAUUUGCUGAAUUCGCUCUUUGUGGUCGUGAUCAAAUCGCUUUGGAAAAAUGUCGCGAACUACCGAUUCGUAUUCCGAUUUUAAUUCGCAUCGGAGAAUUUGCAACAUGGCUUGAAAAACACCAAGAUAAAACAUUAAUGGAUUAUAUUGGCGAACACACAUGGUUUUCCGAACAUUAUCAGGAUGAUAAUGAAGCUGUAUUAAAAGAACUGAUUCGGCAAGGUCAUGCUUUAAUUCUACUCGAUGGACUUGAUGAAAUAGCUGAAGUCGAACAAAGAGGCGAGAUCGUUCAGCUAGUAAGGGACUUUAUUGGCGAACAUGUCCAUGCGUCGAAUUUCUUCUCAGCGUUCGAUAAUCGAAUGUUCAAUAAGAGACCAUCGUACGAGAAGAACAUCAUUGAAGUAAGACCACCUGGUGAAUCAGGUGGAAAUCAAAUAAUUAUCACUAGUCGUGAAGUCGGCUAUCAAUUUUGUCCACUUGUUGGUCCUUUUAUUGAACAUUAUUCGUUAUCAUUGAUGAAUUAUCAACAGGCGAAUGCAUUUAUAAGAGAAUGGAUGUCACAAAUAGGCGAACAAGUGAAAGAUAUUUUAUCGAAUGAAGGUAUUAAACUUAGUGAAAAAGAUAUGCAAAAUUUUUCCGAUGUUCGCUGGAAAGCUAUGCAAUCAAUAUUGAAAAAUUAUUCACAAGUGCUAAUGGAAAAUCCUUCCUUGUUGUCCAUGAUAUGUACUUUUGUCUUUCAAUCACCUGACAGUUUCCAUCCAAAAUCGCCCAUUGAAGUUUAUGAUCAUACUAUUCAAAUAUCGUUACGUCGGUGGAGAAAUCAACAGUUGAAUAUGUCAGAAACUGUGCUAAUCGAGUUUCUGAUCGCACUUGCGGGUUACCUUCAUUUGAACUCAUCGUCGGGUCUUAUCGAUGAAUUCGAUAUGACAAGUUUAUGUCGAUUGGUGUUAAAACAACAAGGAGUAUCACAUGAUCGAAGAACGUUAAACGAACAGGUGAAAAACUUCAUUUCAUCAUUGGAACAGGGUGUUGGUAUCUUUGCUGAGCGAGGCUUACAGAUCUUUGGCUUUCUUCACUUGUCAUUUCAAGAAUAUUUCAUUGCGCAAUAUUUAGUUAAAGGUUCGGCCGAUGAAAUUGCACAACGUAUCCUUUCAAUUAUUAUUCAUCCUCGUUUUCGUCAGUCAAUUUGUUUAGCAAUUAGUUGGGUUAAUUGGAAAUGGCCGUCGAAUGAUUAUAACAAAGUUUUAUCUUUACUUGUUAAUCCAACUAAAGGCUAUUCAAUCCCGUUUGGAACACUUCUUUUAUUCGAAGUAUUCGAUGAUAUGCAAAGUUUACCGUUCGACUCAAUCAUUUUCACUGCACUUAAUAAUAUAGCUGAUCAUCCAUCGGACACAAUUAGGAAUACGUAUUUAAUACGGAGUGUAUUGAAACUUGAUAGAAAAAUGAUAAUCGAUUAUAUGCGAUUGCACCUACAGGAUGAGAAACGUCUUGCGAAUUUCUGUCAAAGUUUAAUGGGCAGCGCUAGUAAAUUUGAUAAAAAGCAUUUGCCAGAUGGAAAACAAAUCAAAUCUAUUAUUUAUCAACAACUAUGGUCUUUUCGAGAAAUAAAUCCAUCAUUUGAGUUCAUUAUCGAUCAAAUAUUUCGACGAACGGUUAAUUUAUAUCAAUUAUCCAAUCGAUGCUUUAGGAAAGAUUUGCAGUCAUGUCUUCGAUCGAAUCACAUUUCUGAAUCCGACAUCCAUCCGCUGAUUCUCUCCGUCAUUAUUGCAUUAUACGGUGGAAUAUAUUUCGGGAAUGAUUCGGGCGCGCUGCAGGUGGCUUUUUCGACACAACAAAUGCAUUGUGAAUCAUUGCUUAUCGCACCUCUUAUAGACUAUUUCGACAAUAGCGAGGAGUCUCAUGCGGUCAAAACUCAAAAGCUUAUCGAAGAAUAUGAAAAUAAUAUUGAAAAAUCAUUGCCAUCCGAUCUUUCAAAUGAUACUAUCGAUAGUUUUGUUGCAUUAAUUUGCUUGCAAGGUGUUUCACACCCGUCAAUUUAUGCAACUUAUGAUGGAUAUCAAGCAUUAACAGUAGCAAUUGAUAGACUUAAACGAACAUGGUUCUAUUUCGGGAAAAAAUUGCAUACCUUCACGGACGAUGAUAUCGGCUGCAAUGAUACUUCGGUGGUUAAAUCAGAAAUCGAAUCGAUCAUGAACGUGCUUGUGUCACAGCCUGGUCAAUCCGAUGAACAACGAAUAGCUUUAUCAGUUGCAUGUGCGUCCGCGUGGGAAAAACUUGAAUUAUGGGAUAUAAUCAAUAUUCUUAACAGAGACGAUGAUGAUGAUGAUGAAUAUUUUUCACAUCAACCGAAAUUUAUUCAUCUAUUCAGCGAUGAAAAGUUAUUUGACAUCAUUGUAAACAUUAAUUCACAAGAGAAAUCACCCUGGUUACUAAAUUUUCUUCCGAAAUCUUUGCAAGCACUGUAUCGUCACACAAUCAUCACAUCAACUUCGUUACCAUUUGUUGUAUUCCUGUCACAAUGCUUAGUACACUUAGAUAAUGUUGAUAAGAACAAUUUGAAUUUCGGUCUGACUUUACCGGUUUUAUAUAUAUUAAUGGAAGAGCAUAUGCUAGAGAAUUAUGCUUUGAUACACUUUAGAACCAAUUGUUACCCUGUUCAACGUAAAAAUAAAAAUUAUAAGAAACUUUUCCAAGUAAUGGAAGACUGUAAUCUACUGGAUCCGUUUCUUCUUGAUCAACCACUAGAUUAUGAAGAACUCAUUGACGAGGAGCGACAACGGAUUUUCGAAGCAAAGGGAGUAGCACAAAAUCAGAUAACGGAUGAACAACUUUUCGCGGCAUCGAUUUCUCUAGCACGGCUUUUUCAAGCUCAACAUCGUUUAAAUGAUUCCUAUCCAACGAAAACGAGCUACAUUUCUGAUGUAAACAACAACGAAGUGUAUUCUACAAUUAGCAGUAUCAUCGAUCCAGUUUUACGAAUAAUGGCUUUGAGUAUUAUCUUGAACAUGAAAGAUCCUUUGAUAUUUGAAAUUGAAGAAAGAAAGAAGUUACUGUGGGAAAUGACAAUUUUACUCAAAUAUCUAUUACCGAGUCUUCCAUUACCAACAGCAGUUGUUUUAUUUGUUCAGUGUUAUUCAACUAAUCGUCUGUUUCAUAUAGAAUACCAAGAGAUGUCAAAUAUAAUUGCAGAAAAAUUCAAUGACUAUGCCAAUGAUGAACAAAGCCAAGAGGUAGCAUUUAUCGCAUUACAAAGUCUUAACAAUCCACAACUGUCGUCAUGUUUAUCGCAGUUUAUAAAACGAACAAACAAUGUAUCUGAUCUUCUGCAACUUCAUUCCUCAAUGUUUCACAACUACUUCGCAAAUACGAAUUCAUUUGAAUCAUUGAAUACCACAUUACUAGCAUCGAUGUAUUUAACUGAAUUAUGCUUCGACAAUCAAAUCUUAACAAUGUAUAUCAAGAAUAAUGAUACGAAUAAACUUUCGUUUUUAGAAGAGUUGGAUCAACUGUGGAAUGAAACAUCAAAAGUCAAGAAAUUGCUGACGUCAAGAGUAGCAUCGUGGAUCACAGAUCAUCUGUAUAUGUUGAACAAACUCGAACUCUCUCGAGUUAUUCAAGAUGUGUCUCAGUGUUUGAUGGUCGAUAAAGCAGGGCUUUUAGAGGUUUGCAAAUGGCUGAACUAUCGAACAUGUGAAGAUUCCAGAUUUUUUGCUUAUUAUGCUGCAUUACAGCUGAUUAUCGAAGGUUCAGACAUUGCUGACGAGACUGAAAUGAUUGACGAGAUGCUACUUGUUGAUACUGAAUUCAUCUUGAAACCGAUCAUUGAGCAUUUGAUCAGUUCUCGUCUGAUGAAUUCAACGGCUGUCCGUCGUCUUUUAUUCGUUUUACAUAAAAAUGCCCAUUACUGUUCUAAGAUCUACAUUUCGAUCUACUCUGAAGAUAUGUUGCAAUUAUGUUUGGAAUUAGAAAUUGAACGGAUCAAGGAGAGUGUACCUCGUUCAUUCUUCUCAAUCAUCAAUGAUUGUUCCCAAGAGUUACUAAUCUAUCUCGUUAAACAUCUUUAUGCGUGUAUAAUCGAUCGGAUACAACUCGAAGGCUUCGUCAAAGACAAUUAUCUCAUCGUCAUAGUUCAAUGGAUGCUUAUGAAAUGUACUCGAAAAGCAACAACAGACAACUUUGUGGUAAACUUAUACAAAAAUGUCUUACAAUUUUUUGAUUAUCAUGGAAGAUCUGUAGUUCAGAAAGCCAUCGUGUACGUUUUCAAUUCUGUAUACACUGAUAUUCGUUCACAAGCCGAACGUAUUUCUAUGCAAUGUGUUCGUGGUCCUCAAAUGACCAAGGAACUGGCUCGACUGAAAGAAAAUCUUGCUUUACAAAGUGAUACAAUCACGUGUUUAGAGAACGUGAUUUCGUCAAGAAAUUUAUACUCAGACGAUGUUUUGGUCGUUUGUUUAUUAGCAUACGGAAAUUAUCUACUUGUUUUAGACAAAUUAAACAUGGAGAAGAAUGUUUCAGAUGAGCUGAGAAAUGCUCUUACUAUGCUAUCUGCAGAAGCGUCGUACUCAAAUCUUAUCGCUGUCAGAGCGACAUUUUGUUUAAAUUUUAUAGAACAUUCGAACAUAACUCGUAAUACAAUAGCGAAUUGGUAUAAACAUAAAUCGGAUUUGACAGCUGAAAUGAAAUACAAAAUAUUAUUACAACAAACAUUGUAUAAUACAAAAAUUGAAUUCGGGUUAAUGUUCGACAACGAAGUCAUUGAUCAUUUGCACCAAUACUCAUCGGGUCUGAUGGAUACAUUCAUCAACGAUUUAUUCAAUUAUCUAUAUAGUACGGCUAACUGCAAGUAUUUAUACGAGCCAGCUCCUGAUUAUAUCAAAAUUGCAUUGGCAAUCAGCAGAAGGAAAUUGAAUGAAUUUCGAGACGCUAUUAGGCAAGGAAAACAUGGUGAGAUGGAGUUUAAAAGAGAACUUUAUCGUUGUUGCAUGAAUAAUCAAAAUGACAGCAAUUCACUAGUCGAACUAUAUGCCAUGUUUGCUGUGUUCACAACGGAACUUGUUGAAAUGCUCAAAUUACUCGGAUAUGCCUCAUUCCGUAACGACGAAUCAUUUAUGACCUUACUCAAAGUAUUCGAUCGAGAUAUUAUCGAUCAUGUGUUCGAUUUAUGCAAUACAGAGACAUAUACUCAAAUGGCAAAUUAUGUUUUGCCAAUAUUGGAGCAUUUUGUCAAAAUUCAGGUUGUGUCGUUUUUAGAAGUGCAUGAAAGAGUCUUAACUGGCAAAUAUUUGGUGAAUAAUUUCAAACAGGAACGCUGCGGAAAUGAAGUUUUUCAUCUAUUAUUGAAAGUUAGCUGUUUUGCAAAAGAUUUCGUGGAGACAUCCGAAAGAAUGUUGCUUUUUGAAAGAGACAUUGAACAAGAAUUUAAGAAGGUGUACAAGGGUUCGAAAAGGAACGAUAUGAUUUUGAUAUUUUAA